GGAGGAAUUCUUAGAAAUGUGGGAACAUAGGCACGCUCCCAUUGAAAUUACUUUCCCUGAUCAGACAGCUUCUCAGGGCUAUGCCUGUCUGUGUGUACAAACUGGCAGUUCGAAACUACGCUUGAUCGACAUUGCACCUGUUAAGGAAGGACAAUUUACACCUUGAUAAUUGCUCUAGUUCGUGGAGUCUCAUCAUUUUCCACUGUAGCUCUGCCCUAUUUCAACCUGAGGUUUAAUCCUAACCACUAAAACCUAACACCUGUGUGCAUGCAGGGCCUUAAAAAAAUCAAAAGCAUUGAACAAAAACAAUUUUUAGAGGGGUAUUUAUAAAAUCAAAUAACUUUGAUAUCUAGGACCCCUCGAAAACGAGAUGCUACAUCUCAAGUGGUUAUUCCUAAUAAAAGAAUUUCCAAUAAUUAUCUCUAAAUAUGAUAUGAUCUUUUAGGAGAAAAUGUGCUUGUUCCUGAGAGCAUUAUUAGCAGGGGAUGAAAACCUAGUUUAAAAAAACUGUCGACCUUUACUGGUGACCAUGUAAAAUGGCAGCAAUAAUGAUGAAACAAAUAUACAUUUCUAUCCUCUGUAAAACUACCCUACAACUGAAACUUGAAUGUGUAGCCUAUCUCAUGUCAAAAAAAGACCUAAUUUCUUCAUGCACAAGCCUAUUUUUACGGUCCUUUUUAAACCGUUGUAAUGUGCUGCAGCAGGUGCUAUCUAUAGGAGUUGUGCACUGUAAUAUAUGUUCCUUACUUUAAGUAUACUUUAAUGUUUAAUUGAAUUGACAUAUCUGAUUUUUUUUUUUUCAUGUGGACUUUCGCCUUAAUUAGAACAAAAUAAUAGAAAAAAAAUAACUCCCACCAUCAAAAGGCAUAGAAUUUAACAAAAACAGCAAGGACCACCCAAAGGGUAUUUUGACCCGAUAGACUUGAUGCGUGUCAUUUGGCUAAGCAGCCCGGCCUAUGAGUGCAAACACAAGUAUGCUCGCCCGUGAGCAUAAAAUCCUCGAGACCUUUACCCGGGAGAAAACAGGCUCACGGGCGAGCAUACUUGUGUUUGCACUCAGUUUCCUUAUAUUGAACUUCCAUUUAACAGUAACAGGCUGGUUGUGAAUCGCUACAGUUCCCUCAAUUCUAAAGAAUUCCGGAGUUGUUUCACGUCAAGUCGUCGUGACCCGUUUCCCGGUUUCUUAACUUGACAACGCCUUCUGACGUCAGCCGCACCGACGAAACUACAAGGAACUCACCUGGCUGGCUCGGGAACGGACGAGCAGGGAAAGAACGAACUAACUAAUUAAUUAACUAAUUAACUAACUAACUUGUAGUCUGUCUGGCUAUCACCAGACCGAGCUCAAUCUUUUAAGACUGAACGUUAUAAAUCUAAUCGCCGGCAGAUCGGCCUGGGUUUACCCAGUCUAACAAACUUCUCCUCUAGAAACACUAACUUUUCCAUGAGCUUGUCCGGUCAAACGAUGUGAACUCGCGACCUGUUGUUUUUGAGGAAAUUGUUGCUUCCUUUGUUCUUCUUUCAUUUUUGUUCUUCUUUUUUUUUUUUUAAACGCAUCUGGGACGUUUAUGGACUCGCGGACAGUGCGGUUUAUUAUUGAAGAAGUUAUAACUAAUAGGCACUUCCGGGUUGCGACUACAGCCAGGCAUUUGGCACAGUGAGUAGGAAGCAUGGAUCUGGAAGGCGUUGUCGCACAUGACAUCCAGCUGCAGACCUUCAAGACCAAUGGGAACGAUGGAGCGUCAUAUUCCUCUCAUGAACAGGGGGGAGCAGAUGAUGUAGAUGGUGCGCCCCACAGGAUCCCUAAUGCAACAGAGCGAGACGGGCUGCUUUCUGUACAGACUCCUAGUUGUAAUGGGGAGACGGUGGACCAUGCAGCAGGAGCUCCUCAAAAGUGUUAUUUCUUGAAUGAUGUCUCAUUAAGCUCCGUGGACAGGAUAAAGAGAGAGCUGAAUGAGGUUGUCUACUGGAAAGUCAAACUGUGGAUGGUCAUCCUCUUCAUCUUUGUUCUCAUCGUGGCUGUGAUAAUGAUCUCACUGGUCCUGUGUUCAGUGAUCCACGAGGACGAGGAUGAGAACUUUGACCGUUCGUUGUUUACAGUUCCUCGGUCUUUCAAUGGGAGCUUCCAACUGCCCAAUCUGGUCUUCACAGAGGAACUUUCCACCCGUUCCUCCAGUGAAAGCCAAACACUCGCUGCUCACCUUCAAGAAAAGCUGGCUGGCCUCUACAGAUCCUCCCCUGCUCUGGGACGGUACUUCUCCGAAGCUGAGAUAUCUGCUUUCAGGAACGGUUCAGUCAUCGCUGACUACCAGCUGACAUUUGUCAUGCCUGAGGAGCAGCAGGAUCAGCUGAGGAACGUAACCCUGAGCAGGGAGAUGGUGUACAACGUGUUCAGACAGUUUCUGUAUGACCAGGAGCAGCCAGAUGAGUCAGGGCAGAUGUACAUUGAUCCAGUUUCCCUAAACAUGUCUUUAAGACACUAGUGACACAUGUAGGGCUGUAUAUUGGCAAAGAUACGAUACGUAUCACGAUUCAAUAUAUUGCAAUAUAUUUCGAUAUUGUGUGUAAGGCGAUAUAUUGGGAUUUUUUAAAUUUUAUAGA
This is a messenger RNA of Perca fluviatilis (European perch), 2601 nucleotides long. Its product is annotated as TPA-induced transmembrane protein homolog. NCBI's taxonomy places the organism in Eukaryota, Metazoa, Chordata, Actinopteri, Perciformes, Percidae. The transcript has 8 exons. The record is from RefSeq and is a predicted model, not a curated record. The coding region runs from base 1671 to 2483 and encodes 270 amino acids.